Molecule: messenger RNA, 1839 nt
Organism: Lathyrus oleraceus (garden pea)
Lineage: Eukaryota; Viridiplantae; Streptophyta; Magnoliopsida; Fabales; Fabaceae
Exons: 6
Coding region: 1-1839 (612 amino acids)
Source: RefSeq, a predicted model, not a curated record
AUGGAUAGAAACAUUCUUGAUGCUGCUAGUGGUGGAGCACUUGUCGAUAAAACUCCAGUUGAUGCCAAAGCCCUGAUUGAGAACAUGUCACUCAAUUCCCAACAGUUCACAACCAGAAAUAAUUCUAUGGUCCAAACAAAAGGUGUGAAUGACAUUCAGGUUUCCUCUUCCAACAAGGCUUUAGAAACCAGAAUUGAAGAACUUACUUCUUUAGUGAAACAAAUGGCAAUGAGUAAACCUCAAACAACAAAGUUGUGUGGUAUUUGUACUUCUACUGAACAUCCAACUGACACAUGUCCUAUUCUUCAAGAUGAGUCGGUCACUCAGUUGCCUCAAGCAUAUGCAGCUAACUUUUUCAACCAAAACAACAAUCAGAAAGGGUACAACAUUCCUGACUUGUCCACCAACAAAUAUCACCCCAAUUGGAGGAACCAUCCAAACCUUCGAUAUGGAAACCAGCAGCCCACCCAACAACAAUUAGUCACACCCCUGCCACAAACCACUCCCCAAGUCUCCACCUCUGCACCUUCCGGGCCUUCAUUAGAGGAUCUUGUCAAACAAAUGGUUGUGAACAAUCUCCAAUUUCAGCAACGAACAGAUUCCAGUAUUCAGACUUUGCAGACACAGAUUGGACAGCUUGCCACUUCGAUGAAUGCCAUGCAGCAAGCCCAAGGAGCAAACCAACUUCCUUCCCAAACAGUUGUGAAUCGAAAAGGUCCUAAUGCUAAUGUGAGUGCAAUUUCGUUGAGAUCCGGGAAGGUUCCAAAGUAUGCAAAAUUUCUAAAAGACUUGUGCACAAGUAAGAGAAGGUUGAAGGGAAAUGAGAGAGUAAAUUUGGGAGGAAACAUUUCAGCCCUUAUCCAGCUUAAACAUUCACCUGAAAAAGCUACUAUUUCAUCCCUCAAUCAGCAUACAUGUUUAAUCAUUCAACUGGCGAACAGAAGUAAUGCUCGCCCUAUUGGAGUAGUGGAAGAUGUGCUUGUUCAAGGUAACAUUUCUCCUACAAGUGAAGUUGUCCAUGAAGUUAUUUAUGCAAUUGAAGCUCUCGACAUCCCGGUUGUCCCAAACACCCCAUCCAUUGAGCAACCACCUUCCCUAGAGCUGAAACAACUCCCUGAAAAUCUAAAAUAUGCUUAUUUAGAUAGUAAUGAAAAACUUCCAGAUGGUUGUAAAACAGUGAGGCAGCCCCAAAUGAGGCUUAAUCCUUUGAUUCUCGAUGUUGUGAAGAAAGAGGUAACCAAACUCUUGCAAGCAGGUUACUUUCAGAUUCAUAUUGCACCAGAAGAUCAAGAAAAGACCACUUUUACGUGUCCAUUCGGUACAUUUGCUUACAGGAGGAUGCCUUUUGGUCUUUGUAAUGCUCCUGGCACAUUUCAGAGAUGCAUGAUUAGCAUUUUUGCUGAUUUUAUUGAAAAUUGCAUGGAAGUGUUUAUGGAUGACUUCACUGUUUAUGGUUCUCCAUUUGAUGCAUGUUUGAAUAGUUUAAAUUUGGUUUUAGAGAGAUGCAUCGAAAUUGACCUUGUUUUAAAUUAUGAAAAAUGCCAUUUUAUGGUCGAACAUGGAAUUGUCCUAGGUCACAUAAUUUCUAAAAAAGGAAUUUCAGUAGACCCUGUUAAGGUUGAUGUUAUUUCUACACUUCCUUACCCAUCUUUUAUUCGCGAGAUUCGUUCUUUUCUUGGUCAUGCAGGUUUUUACAGGCGCUUCAUAAAGGAUUUCAGCAAGAUAGCUCUUCCACUAUCAAACUUGUUGAAGAAUGAUGUCACUUUCAACUUCGAUGACAAUUGCAAAAAAGCAUUCGACUUCUUGAAGGAAGCAUUGACCUCCGCCCCUAUCAUCUAG